AAAAAUAUUAAUAUCGUAAUACAGAUUUUGGGUUCUUUUUGGUUUUUAGUAUGAGCUCAUCUCUGCUUGACUUUCAUGGUUAGCGUGUUUCUUGUUACGAUUAUGAACCUUCCUUGUACCUUCUUUCUGUUCUGUCCAUUUAAAGGGUCAAUCUCAGCUUGUAUUUAAAGCCACUUAGUUUGAUUGUUUUGGUUACAUGCGCUUCGCUUGUUUAAAAUCCUUGUGAGCUUUUGAGAGAACAACUUGUUGCUGUUGUUUGGUGGUUGGAGAAAAUUUAGUUGUUGGGUUUUUGAUGGUACCUAAGAGGCAUUUUCAUGAGGAGGGUGGUGAGGACUUCGAAUUUCCGGUUCCAGAAUCGAAACGCAGGCCUACUUUCAAGAAUGUUGUUAGAGAUGUGAUGAGAGAUGUGACACUGAACCAAGUCGAAUGGGAACACUUCUUUCGGAGAGUGGUACGAGAGGAGGUCGAACGUGUGAUCAUUCCCUUCUUUAAGGCAUCUCCAAGCAGGCCCACACUUGAAAGUGGAAGUACAUCUGGAGGAAGAGGCUUGCAGUUGCGUUUUACCAAUAAACUGCCGUCUACCAUAUUUACAGGCAGUAGGGUGGAAGCAGAGGAUGGCACACCUCUUCAAAUUACACUGAUUGAUGCCAGUACUAAUGGUAUAGUCCAUUCCAGUCCCCUAUCUUCAAUAAAGAUUGAACUUCUGGUCCUCAAUGGUGAAUUUGGGUCUGAUGAUCAAGAGGAUUGGACCGAGAAAGAAUUCAAUAACUAUGUUGUGCGCGAAAGAGAAGGCAAAAGGCCACUGGUGACUGGUGAAAUCAACAUUACACUGAGAGACGGAGUUGGUUCUCUUGGUGAUGUUGUCUUCACUGACAACUCAAGCUGGAUAAGAUGCCGGAAGUUCAGAUUAGCAGCUAGGGUUGUAGCCAAAGCUCCUAGUGAAGUGCGAAUUAGAGAAGCUAGAAGUGAACCUUUCGUGGUAAAGGAUCACCGUGGAGAGUUGUAUAGGAAACACCACCCUCCAUCCUUAAGUGAUGAGAUAUGGCGCCUGGAAAAGAUAGCAAAAGAUGGCGCCUUCCACAAGAGAUUAUCUCGUUUCGGAAUUAACACUGUGAAGGACUUCCUGCAGUCAUACGUGAAAGAUCCAUCCUGGCUACGGAAUAUUUUUGAAGGGAUCUCGAACAGGACAUGGGAUACAAUCAUUGAACAUGCUAAGGCUUGUGAGAUAGAUGAUCACAAGUUCUAUGCCUAUCAUAGAACUGAGCAAGAUGUAAGUCUCCUGUUCGACUCCAUCUACAAGGUUGUGGGAGCAAUGGUUAAUGGCCAAUACUGUUCUCUGGAUGAACUCACCCCACUUCAGACGAAUCUAGUGGAAAAUUUGAAGCAGCAUGCUUACAGAAAUGUAAGAGAUAUAGUCCCCGUGGAUACUUCGAUAUUUGCCCCUUCAAGGCCUUUGUCAAGUCUACAAGCUGAGUCAUUCAAUGUCCCAAAUCCAGAUCUGCAACAAAUUGAAUUGCAAUUCACACAGCUAGAUGAACCCUCAAUGCAACUAGGUUUCAACCAAGCAUCAACCUAUCAACCAGAAGUUAGCAAUCAUUUAGUGGUGUCUCUAGCACAGGCUAGUCAUCCAAUGCAAGCGUUCCCUCCAGCGCUACGAAACAGCUUUUCGAUGGAGGAUUUUAACUCCCUGCACUACAAUGGAGAAAGCAGUUGGCCGCCGCUCAAUGGUUUUCAAGCGCCAAUUGUUCCAAGUGCUCAUUUAAGCACAGAGAACCUUUUCCAGGUCCAAGCAUCAACUUGGUCUCCUACAAGUACAAAUGUAAUAUGGGGACAAGCAAACAGUUUUUGCUUUGGUUCUUCAAGUAACGGAACAGAAGCCGGCCAUUUCCCACACAUUUCUGGUCUUGUACAUAAUUCAGGGACAAGAAAACCCAAGGCAUGCUGGUGCAAGCUUCGUGCCGCCAUUAAAUGGUGGGUUUCGGUCAGACGGGAUGUGGCUGCUAAAAGGAUGGCAAGGCCUCUGUACUUGGACUACUAGACUAAUGUAGUCUCAUAGUUUUUCUUUAGCUUGUUAAUUUGGCCUCUGUAUGCACUAGUUAGAGCAAGUACCUAAAUAGUAAGAGGUAAGCUUCUCCUAGUCCUAGAUGUGCUAAGCUUUAGUUCACAGAUUUAUUUUCCUGCAGUUUUUCCUCCCUUUGUGUAUAAAUGUGCAAAAGGGGGGAGGGGGUUUCUCUUUUGUUGUAGUUAUUUGGCCAUAGUGUACAGAGUGUUCAAAUGACCCAUGUAUAAGUGGCUUCUGAAAGUUACAGAAUAAAACCUUUCCAGUUUCAGUUUCA
Prunus avium (sweet cherry) is the source of this 2336-nucleotide messenger RNA. The record is from RefSeq and is a predicted model, not a curated record. Lineage: Eukaryota; Viridiplantae; Streptophyta; Magnoliopsida; Rosales; Rosaceae.